Messenger RNA from Trichomonas vaginalis G3, 450 nucleotides. RefSeq lists its product as uncharacterized. The record is from RefSeq and is a predicted model, not a curated record. Bases 1 to 450 code for a protein of 149 amino acids. The transcript has a single exon. Lineage: Eukaryota; Parabasalia; Trichomonadida; Trichomonadidae.
AUGACGAGCGAGCAAUUGCCAGCAAUGAUACAGCCCAUUGACCCACAUGCUGCUGCCCCAGCACCAACAAAGGAUGGUACUCAGUGGGUAGAUCCGUCAUUCAAUAAUCAAUAUCAGCCAUUUUACAAUGGAAUGCAUGGUACACAAGAAAUCAUCCAGCAACCAGAGGCUGCUGGAACAAAAGAAAAAGAGCGUAUUGCUGAACGUCUCGCAGGCUUCAAUCCAAAGGAUAACUCUGUAUGGCAUGAAAUUACACAAAGAUUUGGUGCAAGUAUUAAGCAGCCAGAGCUUUUAAGUAUUGCCAAUGUCCUCGCACAAAAUGCUAAUAUCAAAUUAGAUCGUGAUGCAAAGAGAAGGAAAUCUGUUCUUAUUAAGUGGUUUGAGGAGAACUGGGCUUCCAUCCGUCCAUUCCUUGAUUAUGUUGUUCUAGAAGAUAGCCAUCAGCAGUAA